AUGGCCUGUGGAGGAGUGAGAGUUGGGUGUCUUGUAAUGCUUCUGGUGGCGAUGUUGGCUCUCAGCAACAACGUCUCAGGUACUCGAUAUUUUGAGAAUCGUUUGAGUAAUGUGACCAUCGAUUCGAUAUGUUGCAGAGAGUACUAUAACAUGGGAGAGUGUAUUCCUGGGCAGAACGACGCACCUGGUGGGAACUGCUAUGAGUUUUGCAUUCAGGAGUGUAAAGGUGCACUCUGCAAGCAAACCUCUGAAGGCCACCACUGCCAUUGUCUGUGUUGA
Molecule: messenger RNA, 279 nt
Organism: Linum tenue
Lineage: Eukaryota; Viridiplantae; Streptophyta; Magnoliopsida; Malpighiales; Linaceae
Source: the annotation of a GenBank genome assembly